Messenger RNA from Aethina tumida (small hive beetle), 577 nucleotides. Its product is annotated as cytochrome c oxidase subunit 6C-like. Bases 86 to 349 code for a protein of 87 amino acids. The transcript has a single exon. NCBI's taxonomy places the organism in Eukaryota, Metazoa, Arthropoda, Insecta, Coleoptera, Nitidulidae. The record is from RefSeq and is a predicted model, not a curated record.
CCACCACCAGCACAACUCCAAAUCUUAGUCCAAAGUAAUACCAGCACCAUACUCAUCGUCUGACCGGCACCGAAGUUGUGACAAAAUGUCCUCGCAAUGCGAGGAACCAACACGCGUCCACAAGCUGCAGAAGCCGCAGAUGCACGGGAUAUUGGCCACUAGGAUAAAGAGGAACCUGAUCAUAGUCCUGAUCAACACCACGUUGGGGGCCGUCGCCUUCCACAGGUUCUACAUCGAGAGAAGGAAGAAGAAGUACCGGGACUUCUAUGCGAACUACGACAUCGAGCGGGAGUUCAGCAGGAUGCACGCCAGAGGUGUGUUCGACUCCACGGCCAUCGGGAAGAGAUGAUCUGCCUUAUUGUUUGUAUAAUCGUUGUGUGAAUACGGAAAAUGUAUAUUUUUAGUUUAUAGCUAGAAUACUCUUUAAUCUAUUUUGGAACUAUGUGCACUAAUUGUAUUUUAUUGGAAAGGCAUACUACUACUUGUCAUAAUCGUUAUUUCAUUGUGGAACUUGUAAUUACUAAAUGUGUAUGAAAGGUCUGGUAACUAUAGUUAAAAAUAAACUUCUAUAAAUGUA